Molecule: messenger RNA, 1330 nt
Organism: Populus nigra (black poplar)
Lineage: Eukaryota; Viridiplantae; Streptophyta; Magnoliopsida; Malpighiales; Salicaceae
Product: FH protein interacting protein FIP2-like
Exons: 11
Coding region: 79-1062 (327 amino acids)
Biological process (GO): protein homooligomerization
Molecular function (GO): protein binding
Source: RefSeq, a predicted model, not a curated record
GAAAACGGACCUAAAAUUACCAAACACAUACAGACAGCUAAAGGGACCCUCUGCCUUCAUCACCUCUGUAAUUCAUGGAUGCUUGAAAAGCUUCCCUUUUUUCUUUUGCUCAAAAGUACCCAUCUCUCUCUCUCUCUCUCUCUCUACAGAAUGCAAAUAAUGAAAGACCACACUUUCUCUUCUCUAAUUCGUCUCAACAUCGGAGGGAAGAAAUUUUGCACCACAAUUGAUACAUUAACGCAGGGUGAGCCUGAUUCCAUGCUUGCUGCUAUGUUCAGAGGAAGACUCAUGGUGUCUGAGGAUCCUGAUAAGGGAUACGUUUUCAUUGAUAGGGACGGGAAACACUUCCGGCAUAUUUUGAAUUGGUUGAGGGAUGGUGUGGUUCCCACACUAACUGAUGCUGGAUAUUCAGAGCUUAUGCGAGAGGCAGAAUACUACCAGCUUCUUGGGCUCUUGGAGGGAAUCAAUUCUGUUCUGAAUAAGAGGAAGGAAGGUAAUGAGUUGGAUGCUGAAUUGACACGGGCAGAUAUCAUCAAAUGUAUACAGUAUAAGAAAGUGAAAUUUCGAGGAAUUAGUUUUUCUGGCCUUGAUCUCUCCAAACUGGACCUCUCAUAUGUUGACUUUAGCUAUGCAUCUCUUCAAAAUGUGCUCUUCUCACGUGCAAACCUACUUUGUGCAAAAUUCCGGGAUGUGGAUGCCGAGGGUUCCAUAUUCCACAAUGCAACUUUGCGGGAGUGUGAAUUUACUGGUGCAAAUCUCCGAGGAGCUUCUUUAGCAGGUGCCAACCUUCAGAGUGCAACCCUACAAGAUGCUUGUUUGGUUGAUUGCAAUUUCCGCGGAGCAAAUCUGCGUUCUGCACACUUACAGACUGCUGAUCUCACUAAUGCCAACUUUGAAGGAGCUAAUCUAGAAGGAGCCAAUCUGAAGGGUGCAAAAUUGAAUAAUGCCAAUCUAAAGGGUGCAAAUCUUCAACGGGCUUAUCUACGACAUGUCAAUCUUCAAAAUGCACAUUUGGAAGAUGCAAAGCUUGAUGGUGCCAAUUUGCUAGGAGCAAUUCGAUAAAACUGGCGGGAGAUUGUUGUGUCCAGAAUACAUGUAUAUAUUCUCAUUUGUGAGUAACCUGUUUCAUUUCCGUCCCAUUUUCUACAGAUUGGAUGUCUGUGAUAAGUAAUUUAUGUGCAAUUUGUGGAUAGUUUGACAAACUGACUUUGAAAGACAACAUAAAACAUGGCUUAGAUACGAGGUUUCUCUCUUGGUUAUUAUCUUCCGGGAACCUCUGCUGCCUUAAUGGCCGUUGUUAAUAGAAGUGCACCCCCAGUUAAAAAUCAAA